Messenger RNA from Linum trigynum, 6229 nucleotides. The record is from the annotation of a GenBank genome assembly. Lineage: Eukaryota; Viridiplantae; Streptophyta; Magnoliopsida; Malpighiales; Linaceae.
UUAACUUCACGUUUUUUUACCCAAUAUUCAUCACGAGCCUCAUGACAUUCAGUUCAAAAGAUGGCUUUACCUAAUCCUGCUCAAAGAAACGUGGUUCCUCAUCAUAAAAAAUAACCACCGUCCCAAAAAAAGAAAGGAGUCGAGGGACAAAAAAAACAUCAUCAAAUACUCAUUCCAGAACUGAUUCGUGUUCACCUGGACAAAGCGGAUAGGUUCAGGUCAUUAAGCCACUUAACUUAAGAAGUUGCUUAAGUCAAUCCUGGCCAUUAGAUUAAUCUCGGGUGGUUAGUAAUUAGUUAGUGGUUAUUGAUAGUUAUUUGUUGGUUAAGGGUACUUAGGGAAUUAUAAUUAAUUUAAACUUAAUCUAAUUAAUUUAAAUUAACCUAGAAUGGAGUCUCUUAUCUUCAUCGUAUCCCUGCCCAAAAACCCAUUGUCGAUCGUCCCAGCAGCUUAGUCAUUCCUUCAUCGUUUCUGCAGUCUCCUUCUCAACCCCUACCACUCUCCUUCCUGCAACUACACGCCGAUUCCUUAUCUAAUUUAUAUAUACCCAUAAUCUCACAUAAAUCUCUCUUCUUCUGCGACAUUACCAUUUACCGCCACCAGUAGGGUUUCAUCUUCCACUACUUUGCUUCCACCAACCUAUUCCUCACUUUGUUGUCCCCAUGUGAGAUUGUUAUUGCCAUUAACCGCAACGGCAGGGGAGGAAGAGAACGGAACGACGACGAAAUGGCGACUGGAGAUGGUGGUAUUACAAGGUCCCUCAAGCUUCACCGUGCUGGUUAAGUACAUGGAUUCUUCUCGAUCUUUUGUCAUAGGUAUGAUUUAUCAAUUCGAAUUUUUCAUAUGUUCUUGUGUACGGUGUGAUUGAAGUUUACGUUAAAAAAUGAUAAGAAAUCGUUAAUAAUGUUAUCGUAAAGUAUUGAUAACUAUAUUGAAAUUGGUAUUAACAAUUGUUAUUAAAUAUAUUGAAUCGUUAUCAAUCAAUAAAAAUUCAUUUCAUAAAGGUUGAGAACGACAAUGUAAGUCGAUGACAAUUGUUUGAAAAACGUUAAUAAUAUCAUUGAAAGUCAUUGUGAGAGACCAUGAUUGGCUAAUGAUGAGCAUGACUUGAAAACUUAAAUAGUUAAUAAAGAUGUCGGAAACUAGGGAUAAUGUUAUUCAAACUGUUAAUAAUGAUGUGGCAUAACUUUAAUAUCUCGUCAUAAAAUGAAAAUCAUUAAUAAUUUAUCUUAAAUAGUUAAUAAUGUAAAUCCUAAAGCAUUGAUGAGUAUAUUGAAUUUGUUAAUCAUUAUGAGACACAUCAAUAAUAAUUUAUUUCAUAAACGUUGAUAUUGUUAUUGCAAAACAUUAAUAAUGUCAUUGCAAGUUAUUCAUGGAUGCUUUGAUUGGUUAGGUAUGAACAUGACAUGAUAACGUGCAUUCGUUAAUAAGUAUGUUGUAAAUCAAUGAUAAUGUUAUUCAAAACAUUAAUAAUGAUGUUUGUCGUUCGAAGGGUGGGGAAUAAGAGUUGUUUUUAUUAAGGAGUUAUUAACAAUACAUAGUAUGGUUAAUAACCAGACAAUCUCGUCAUGAUUAAUGAUUUUGCUUGCAUUUUCAACAAAACACAACUAGUUAUUAAUAAUUUACAAUGUCAUUAUUAAUGAUUAGACGCAGUUUUAGUGUUAACAAUUUAAUCUUAGUGUUGAACAAAAUACAAUAUUCAAGUGAAAUUUUUGGAUGGUACGUAUUUGAUACUUAGCAUUGAGUAUGAAUAUUAUUAAUAUUUUUGUGUUUGUUUUCAAUGAAAUAAAAUUACGUUAUUAAUUAUUUUUUUUAUCAUUAUUAAUGGUUUGGUGUUGGUGUGUGAAUGUUGGUUUGCUUGACUAACUUUUUGCACUUACGUGAGCUAAUGUUUGCUUGAAUGAAUCACAGGUGCAAUAUAUCACAAGUUUCGAAGAUACUGCAAAUAAGCGUUGUGCUUUAUGAUCGUUGUGAACGACAGUGUAAAGAGAUAUCAAUUGAUCGCAAAACGUUGAUAAUGUCAAUGAAAGUCAUUGUAUAAUGCCAUGAUUGGCUAGUGAUGAAUUUGAUGUAAAUAUUUGAAUCGUUAAUAAAGAUAUUGUAAAUAAAUGAUAAUUUUAUUCAAAUUGUUAAUGUCGAUGUGGCUUAACUUUCAUUAGUAAUUCGUAAGGGUAGAGGACGAAAAUGUAAAUCGUUACCAACUGAACUAAAAUCGUUAAUAAUGCAUUUGAAAAGCAUCAAUAAGUAUGUUGAAAUUGUUAAUAAUAAUGGGGUAUAUAAGUAAUAAUUUAUUUCAUAAACAUUAAUAAUGUCAUUGCAAGUCGUUACAGAGAGCAUGGGCAUUUUUAAUUUUUAAUUUCCAUUUUCGAAAUACUAAACAUUGGUUUUUAAAUUUAUUAAAUAUUAAAUAAUAAUAUUAAAUUGUAUUAAUUACGAAUUUGCAUUUAAUAUGUUUAUAAAGAAUACCCUAAUUGUCCUUUUAGGUAGUUAUACUUCACUCUUCUCUCUCCUCUUCCUAUUGGCUAACAAAAACUUAAGAAACUUCUUAAGUUUUAGCCUUAAGGACUGGAUCCUACCCGUGGACAAAGAGGGAGCAAUUGCACAAACGGUCAGCAAACUUCGUUUCAUUAACAAAUUGGUCACUUACUUUUUUGCUAGGGAAUUAGAGUGAUCCGCAAAGUUGAGUGGUUGUGUCGAGUAAUUGACCCCGAAAGAGAAGAAAUGACACAGGAAAGAAAGGAAAGGAAAGGAGGGAAAUGCAAAAUCUGACGUAAAAGUAGAGCUACCUACCAAAUCCAGCCUCCUAUCUGCAACCACUUGUCUUUCUCACCAACUUGGUCAAAAUCCCUUCCUUCUCCCUCUCUCUCUCUCUCACCACAGAUUUCAUUUCAAUUCAUUUCACCCCAUUUUCUUCUCUCUUCUCACUUCCCAUCCUCCUCUCUUCUUCUACCUUCCUCCCUCUCUCUGCUCUAUAAUUAAAGCCCCACCAGCAAUCCAUUCUCAUCGCUAUCUUAUUGGCUCUUUCUCUCUUGUUUACCUUCCCAUAUACUCCAACACCCACCUUCCCAUUUCUUCAUCUCCUCUACAUAAAUUCCUUCUUCCCCUGCUUCUCUUUCCCCCCCCCCCCCCCCCCUUCUCUCUCAGACUUUUCGUCGAACAGUUAACAGACAAGCGAGUCAGGUACUUUGUGUAAACCUGCUGUUGACAACCCAAAUCCAAACGAGAGAAGAGAAACAAAGCCCAUUUCUUCGAUUUGGAGAAAAGAAAUCAAAUCAUGGGAAGGUCUCCUUGUUGCGAGAAGGCUCACACCAACAAAGGCGCCUGGACCAAAGAAGAAGACCAGCGCCUCAUUGAUUACAUCCGCACUCAUGGCGAAGGCUGCUGGCGCUCCCUCCCCAAAUCUGCCGGGUUGCUCCGAUGCGGGAAGAGUUGCAGACUGAGAUGGAUUAAUUACCUUAGGCCUGAUCUCAAAAGAGGGAAUUUCUCUGAAGAAGAAGACGAACUCAUCAUUAAGCUUCACAGCUUGCUUGGCAACAAAUGGUCUUUGAUUGCCGGAAGACUGCCGGGAAGAACAGACAACGAGAUCAAAAACUACUGGAACACUCACAUCAAGCGAAAGCUCAUGAGCCGCGGAAUCGACCCGCAGACUCACCGUUCCCUCAACGAGAAGCCAACCUCCGCCGUUGUCCCCGUCGCACCAGCAACCACCACCACCAUCACCGCCGCUGCCGUUACUGUUACUCCUCCGGCGAAGCCGACCCAGUUGGAUUUCAAAUCCGCACAUGAUCCAGCUCAAUCCAUGGCGGAAAUCAGCCGGCUCCUCCAAUCAAACACGAUGAAGGCGAACAACAGCAUCCUGGAUUUCAAAUUCCAAACGGUGGUAAAAGCAGAGUCCGCCGAGGAAAACAACUGCUCCAGCAGCGGGAUGACCACCGACGAAGAACCGCCGCUUCCGAGGCCCGUAUCCGCCGCCGCCGGAGGCGAGCGGCGGGAGGAAUUGAAUUUGGAGCUGACAAUCGGGCUUGCCACUCCUUCUUCUCGUUCUCUAACGACGACCCGGCCAAGUUCGGCUUCCUCCGGGAACUCAGCGGAGUCGAAGCUUCAGUUCCACCCGUAUCUUCAGUUUUCCGGCACGGCAGCUACACCGACGACUACGGCGGCGGAGGCCGUCUGCUUGUGCUGGCAGUUGGGCGGGGGAGCCCGUGGGAAUUGCCACUGCCAAUGUUCUUCCGGUGGGCGGCAACAGCAGCAGAUUAGAUAUCAGUAUUGCUAAUGAUAAUUUCCAGUUUCAUCCCUUUAUUUUUUUUCUUUUCCAUUUUGGGACAGAUUUUGUAUUUACUAUGUAGCUUCUUCCCCCUUCUUUUGUUUUUAACCUUUUUGGGUAAAUUUUGAAUCUAAGGUGUGUGGGGGUGGGUAGAUUUUGGAUCAUGAAUGUCUUUUUUUGGGGACCAAAAAAAGAGCUUUCACUGGCCAAGUGUAAUUGUAAGGUAAGAGCUCUAGAGAGAUGUAAAAAAAGAAAGAAAAGUUACUGUGGGGGUAAAUGUUAUUAUUUACUGGCCAUUAUUUAAUGCCUUCUUCUUCUUCUACCAUGUUCUUUCACAUCAAUUUACCAAGUUUGUCGCUUGGUUCUUUCUUUCCUUCAUUUCCUUCCACCUUCUUGUUUUCCUUGUGCAUUAACUUGGCGCUUCACCACCCAACACGCUUCUAGUUCUAGGCUAUAGCACACGACAGCACACGACUCUAAAUGAAUAGAGUUGAGGCGAGUUUUGUCUAUCUCGGGUUCUGCUCGUUAAUAUAUAAGUUGAGUUCGAGUUGAACUCAUUCACUAACGAGUAGAGUUCAAUUCGAGUAUGUCUAGUUUAAUAUAUAAAUUUUACAGUAUGUUGAUAUCAAAUAACUUAUUGGUAAACCGUUAACAAAUAAACGUGGAUAAUGUCAGUAACUCAAAUAUAUGGAGUUCAAACUAGUUUUUACUUGAUUUGUCCUUGCUCUUUAGUGUAACGUAUACAUGCAACCAAAAACAAAACUAACUAUACCAAUUUGAUCCUAAUUUUGUGAUGACGUUGUAACUUAAAUGUGUUGGUUUCGAAUCAAACUACUCUUUGCUUAUUUUUUUUUCACCGUUCUUUUACUGUUUUGUUAUAGGUACUGCAUAGAACUAAAACAAAAAAUCAACCAUAUACCAACCUAGACCCAAGUUUUAGUUUGAAAAGUUAAGCUAACAUCCAACCCUAACAUCGAACUGUAUAUGUUUUCAAAGAACAACAAUCACUUAGCUGUAAAGCUGAAACUUUGACAUAAGUGGGAAAAUGGAACAUUGUACUUGAAUAAAUUCCGAGUGCUUUCGGGAUAUACCAUGAGACCAACUUCAUGUGGGGGGAUGAGGUUCUUCCUUAUAGCAUGUGAACAUGUUUUAGGGUCAUAUGGUCUGUUAAUUAUAUAUUGUUUUUAUCAUAAAAAGCAUGAAAGCAUCUUCUACCCAAUUAGCAUUAGUGUAAUCUUAACCCACUUUCUCACUAGUCCCACUUUCUCACCAGUCUUUUGUUGAUAUAACUUGAAUCAAAUUAUAUGUCAUCGACUUGAAAUAUUAUAUAUAAUUCUCAAUCUCUCUAAGUUGGAGGGAAAUGAGGACUUUUCUCUUGUUCAUAAGUUUUGUUAGAGUACAUGAGAGUGAUAAUUUAAAGAGUGAAAUUUCACUGUAGUAGUUGCCCUGAAUUUGUGGUGAAAACAAUUAUUACCUCAUAGUGGGUCUCUUUUUCCCUCCUUUCCUUUUCAAAAUUAAACAUCGUUUUCCCUCAUUAUUUCACUACUCUCAAACUUCCACUUUCCUAAAAAUUUCUUCCCCCUCUCCAAUUAUUUCACCAAUCAUGUUUUAGUUUUUUUGAUUAACCGAACCGAUUUAGUAAUUUACUGAUCCUAGUUAUAUGUCACUUAUUGAUUAAUCUUCAAUAUAAGACUUGACUUAUUGUUUAGCCAUUAAUGUAAACUAAAACUAUAUGGCCACCUAUAACAAAUAUAUGGAUAAUAAACUAAUAAUAAUGGAAGUCGAUCGAGUACAGAGAUUCACCAUCUCUUGUCUCUUGGACUUGGAGGGCGUUUAUUUUUAAGGUAAUUGUUUAGUUGAGAAAACAAGCGUGUGCCAUUAGCAGAUAAACAAAAACGUAAUUAAUGAACACACUCCCCACUUAGGACAAUAUUUCUUUUUUACCAAUAAGUUAGAAGUGUAGAA